GUGAUUGAUCACUACGAGAAUCCGAGGAAUGUGGGCUCAUUCGACAAAGGAGACACGCAAGUGGGCACGGGUUUAGUGGGUGCCCCAGCCUGCGGGGAUGUGAUGAAGUUGCAGAUCAAAGUUGACGAAAACGGAAAAAUUGUGGAUGCCAAAUUCAAGACUUUUGGCUGCGGCUCUGCCAUCGCGUCGAGCUCUUUGGCAACUGAAUGGAUCAAGGGGAAAUCCUUGGACGAAGCCGGAAAUAUCAAGAACCAGGAGAUUGCGAAAGAACUCAGCCUUCCUCCGGUCAAGCUUCAUUGCUCG
Messenger RNA from Notodromas monacha, 303 nucleotides. Lineage: Eukaryota; Metazoa; Arthropoda; Ostracoda; Podocopida; Cyprididae. The record is from the annotation of a GenBank genome assembly.